ACACCUUUGGACACUCGAGCAUUUAGUUUAUUGAUUAGUACAUAAUUUCAUGCUUAUAUAGUAAGUUCAAAUCUCUCUUCCCCAAUUAUUAAAAAAUAAAAAUAAAAUAACACCCUUGGACGGCUCAGCUCAGAAGCGGAAUAUUUUAACCCUGGAAACUCAGGAAAAGGAAAUGAGCAAAGCAAUGGAAGCCUCAUCCGUCCGCCGUCUCGUUGGCCUCUUCACAACUUCAGCCAACCGCACCACCAGCACCGCCCUAACCUCCACUAAACCUUCCUCCAAAGCCACGAUGAAAGCACGCAAGCUCCAGGGACUUGUCAACAAAUUCAAGCAAUCCUCCGAGUCCGAUGAAUUCCGCUACAAGAGCCAACGCAGCUACGACCGCACCGUUCGCCGCCUCGCGUCCGCAAAACAGUUCUCACUUAUCGACGACAUCCUCCAGCACCAAAAGAAGUACCAAGAUAUCGCCCAGGAAGGCUUCGUCAUCCGCUUAAUGGCUCUCUAUGGCAAAGCAGGCAUGUUCGAACAUGCCCAGAAACUGUUCGAUGAGAUGCCUGAACUAAAAUGUGACCGUACGGUAAAGUCAUUCAAUGCCCUUUUAUCAGCGUGUAUUUAUUCGGAGAAGUUCGGUAACGUCGAACAGUUGUUGAAACUGCCUGAAAAGCUCGGAAUCGAGCCUGAUUUGGUAUCUUAUAACACAGUUAUCAAGGCCUUCUGUGAGAUGGGUUCUUUGGAUUCAGCAUUGUCGGUGGUUGAUACAUUGGAGAAAAAGGGAUUAGAGCCUGAUGUAAUUACGUUUAACACGCUGCUUGAUGGGUUGUUUUCGAAGGGUCGGAUUGCUGAUGGUGAGAAAAUAUGGGGAUUAAUGGAAGAGAAGAAUGUUGUUCCUAAUGUUAGGACUUAUAAUUCAAAGUUAAGAGGACUGGUUUAUGAGAAGGAGAUUGUGAAAGCUGUUGAGCUGUGGGAGGAAAUGGAGAAUAAAGGAAUCAAACCUGAUGUUUACAGUUACAAUGCUAUGAUUAAAGGGUAUUGCAAUGCUGGGAAUAUAGAGCAAGUGAAGAAGUGGUACACUGAACUGAAGAAAAGCGGUAUUUCGCCCGACCGAGUUACCUACGUUACGCUUGUUUCAUUCCUUUGUAAGAAGUCUGAGUUUGAAAUGGCAGUUGAGCUUUGCAAGGAGUCUUUGGAUCGACGGGUCACUGCUGGGGCUGCAAUGUUCCAGGCCGUGAUAGGUGGAUUGGUUAAAGAGUCCAGGGUUGAUGAAGCUAUACAACUCGUGGAAUUAGGCAAGUCAAGAUUACAUUAUAAACUGAAACUGCAUUGAGUUACGAGUACGACUGCAGGCGAGUUACAUGCUUGUUCUAGUUUGUCUUGUAUCAUCGAUUUCCAUUUCAUCAAGACAUUUUUACUUAUUUGAGCUCAUUUGCGUUUGGUGAUGUCUCUGUACUUACGAAUCCAUGGAUCUGGGUGAGACCCAUGUGCUCGAAUUUUAAACCUAAAGUUGGGUUGGUGCAAUAUGGAAACCAAGGCCAUUGGGCCUUCUAUCUGUCUUAACCCAAAGUGUAGGUAUGGGCUUUCCACUCUGCACUAGUCAAACCACAAUUUUAGCCCACUGUUAUUAUUUUCA
This is a messenger RNA of Theobroma cacao (cacao), 1627 nucleotides long. RefSeq lists its product as uncharacterized. The record is from RefSeq and is a predicted model, not a curated record. Gene Ontology annotation, molecular function: protein binding. NCBI's taxonomy places the organism in Eukaryota, Viridiplantae, Streptophyta, Magnoliopsida, Malvales, Malvaceae.